AAGUCUAAAAAUAAACUGCUCAUUGUCUGCCCCCAUGCCUUGACAUUCUUGACAUUCUUGACAGUCUUGAGUCUUGCCCUUCCCUUCCCGACGUCGUAUCUGCUUCUCCUUCAGGCAAUAAGUCCACCCGAGCGGGUUUGCGGGUUACAUCACUAACUUCCCUCUCUGUUGCAGAAUCGAAGGGUUUUUUUUGUUUUUUGAGUGAGAGAGGGAGUGGAGAACUCCGAACGACGAGCGGCGCGCGCGCCGCUUCACUUAGUUGACCCCGCGGGCAUGAAGAUCACUUCUUGGGAUGGGAUGGGUGGUUUGGACGUACACAGUACGCUUGGUGCUGGACUGGGAUGUUUACAGGGCGGCGGGCGAUCCAGGGGCUGGCUGUCUCUCAGCAACUGCAUGUGGCCUAUUAUGAUAUUGGAGACUUGGAUGGUUGACUGGCCGGUAAAUCGAACCCGACCGAGUCCUGAAUCAGCCAUCCUAUCCUAUCCAUUCUCAAGCCCAUCAUCAGAACGCCGAUGGAUUAGCCGUGUGUGGCUUGUCUAUGCCGAUAGGAGGGCGCAAGGGAAUUCUUGGUGGAUUGCGGGCGUGGGAUGGGUGCGUGGGGUUGCUUAGGAUGCGUGGGGGGAAUGGGGGGGGUGUGUGGGUUCUGGGCCGGCAUUCGUAUUGGUCGGGUGGAAUUUUCUUGGAAGUUGAGUUACUAUGUAAGUUACAGGGACUAGGACUAGUUCCAUCGCGUUUGGAAAUAGGCGAGGUUUUCUAAAAUUGUUUAAAAUGGAUGCGGGUUGGGUUGAUAUUAUCCCUGGUCAUUUGUUAUUAUUGUUCGGGCAAAGGGGUGAAUUGAUUGGGGUGUUCAAUGGGGGUGGUUUCUUUUUAUUUUUAUUUUUUAUAUUUUAUUUUUAUUUAUACUUUUGAUAUUCUUAAAGUAUAAAAAUUUCAGAAUGAAAAGGAGUCAUUGGCUGAAGAUCAAAUAAUA
Blastomyces gilchristii SLH14081 is the source of this 970-nucleotide messenger RNA. RefSeq lists its product as uncharacterized. The coding region runs from base 274 to 609 and encodes 111 amino acids. The transcript has 4 exons. The record is from RefSeq and is a predicted model, not a curated record. NCBI's taxonomy places the organism in Eukaryota, Fungi, Ascomycota, Eurotiomycetes, Onygenales, Ajellomycetaceae.